Messenger RNA from Calypte anna (Anna's hummingbird), 2236 nucleotides. RefSeq names its product nicotinamide nucleotide adenylyltransferase 1 (gene NMNAT1). Bases 336 to 1184 code for a protein of 282 amino acids. Gene Ontology annotation, biological process: NAD+ biosynthetic process. Gene Ontology annotation, molecular function: nicotinate-nucleotide adenylyltransferase activity; nicotinamide-nucleotide adenylyltransferase activity. The transcript has 5 exons. Lineage: Eukaryota; Metazoa; Chordata; Aves; Apodiformes; Trochilidae. The record is from RefSeq and is a predicted model, not a curated record.
GCCUGCCCAUCCCCGGGCCGGGUCUGCAGCCGCCGGUUCCUCCUUCCCGGAGCUGAUCCCGAGCUGAGCCGCACUCACAGAACAGAGGCCGCAAACCGGCCGGGCCCACCGCUCCUUACCUGGGACAGACCACGGCGGGCGGGACCCAGACCCAGACCGGGAACGGAACCGGCGGCGCAGCCACCUCCCACCCGCGCUGCUUCCGGCGCGCCGGGGCCAAUGACCGCGCUGGGCCGGGCCCUGCGGGCUCUCUGCGCGGAGCUGCGCGGCCGCGGGCGUGGCUGGUAGCUAGAAGCAACGUUCUCCACUUGGCUCUGUAGCUGUAGAGAGUAACUAUGGAUGAUCCUGACAAGAAGACUGAAGUAGUGCUGCUGGCCUGUGGGUCCUUCAAUCCCAUUACAAACAUGCAUCUAAGGCUCUUUGAGCUGGCUAAAGACUACUUUCAUGAAACAGGAAAAUACAAAGUAAUCAAAGGGAUCAUUUCACCAGUGGGUGAUGCCUAUAAGAAGAAAGGUCUGAUCAGUGCAAAUCACCGAGUGACGAUGGCAAAACUGGCUACAAAAAACUCAGAUUGGGUGGAAGUUGAUGAGUGGGAAAGCAGCCAGAGUGAGUGGAUGGAAACACUAAAAGUUUUAAGGUACCAGCAUCAAAAGUUUUUAUCUUCUGAUCCUACCAAUAGUCUGCAGAAUGCUGUACCUGUGACAAAGCCAGGACGGAAGAGGAAACAGGAACCAAAUAGACAUGAGCCCAUUAAAAAGAAAAAUCAGGCUCCAGAUAUAAAAAGUGUCCCACAGGUCAAACUGCUUUGUGGAAGUGACAUGCUGGAAUCUUUUGGGAUCCCAAAUCUGUGGAAGUUGGAGGAUAUCACUGAAAUAGUGGAAAAUCAUGGACUUGUAUGCAUCAGUAGGGCAGGAAGCAAUGUUCAGCAGUUCAUCUAUGAAUCUGACCUUUUGUGGAGACACAGGAAUAACAUUCACCUUGUGGAAGAAUGGAUCACAAAUGACAUUUCCUCUACCAAGAUUAGAAGAGCACUGAGGAGGGGGCAGAGCAUUCGUUACCUGGUGCCUGAUGUGGUUCAAGAAUAUAUAGAAAAACAUAAUCUCUAUAGUCCAGAGAGUGAAGACAGGAAUGCUGGAGUGGUCUUGGCUCCCUUGCAGAAAAAUAAAAGUGAUUCCAAGAACUAACAGACACUAUACAACUUAAUUUCUGCUGUGAAAAAAAGAUUCAGUUAGGUACAGGAAAAUGUGGGGGUUUUAGGGCUUGUUUUUUUUGUCUGGGGAGUGUUGUGGGGGUUUUUGAAGUAAAUAGUGGGCUAAUUCUGUGGCUUUAGUACAUCUGUUGCUGUUGGGGUUUGAUGCACUCAAUAAGUGGACCUACACAAUCUUUUGACAAUCUGAUAGUAAGACUUUCACAUUUAAACAUUUUGUUGCAGUGCCUUGAAUUAAGUAUACAAAUUCACACUUGCAUAUGAUUGCAAAUUAACAAACAAACCAAAAUGUUCUGAUUAGCUUUAACUCAGACUGCUGAGCAAAAAUAUUUUAGUAACAUAGAGUGUCUUAGCAAAGACAUUGAGUUUCAAAAUGUACCACUUACUGAUCAUAAAUCUAUAGAAAUUUUUUUUUAAUUGGCAGCAUGUGUAGUGCUUUCAGUAAAUUAUUUAGAUCUAUCCUGGAAGAAAAAAAAUUACUUCUAAAGUGAUAUAUAAUGCUUUGAGUUGCCUGCCUUUCACUUACACAGCCUAUUUGUCUGCCAUCAUGCAAUUUGCUCCCAGAAAUAUCUUUUGCUUUAGUUUUCCACUCAUUCUUCCAGUGCUGUAUGUUAAGCACAGCAUUGUUUCUCAUGGAAGGACAGAGACCUCCUUCAGAAACUGGUUUAAUAGCUAUUGAUUUAAGUGAUAGGAAUUAAUUAUUAUUGCACUGAUUCUGGGACAGUUGUCCCUUUAUUUCAAAUAAUAAAUGAGCUUUUACAUUUAAGCCAAAUGUAUAUAGCCAGAAUUGUUUGCUGUAACUGGAGUUGGGCAGAAAUGGUAUCAUAUUAAGACUGUACAUAAGUGAAAUAUUUUCCCUUGCUAGAAAGAUUUGCUUUUGAAUCUAACAGUUUAUUACCUGUAUUAUGUGAAUAUAAACUAGAGGCACUGUGAAUGUCAUGGUGAUAAAAUUCUACCUCCCUUUAUUUGCUGUCAUCCUGGUUUUUUUUUUUCCAGUUCUGUGCCUUAUUAAAAAUGUCAAAGUUUCCA